Molecule: messenger RNA, 8992 nt
Organism: Leptopilina boulardi
Lineage: Eukaryota; Metazoa; Arthropoda; Insecta; Hymenoptera; Figitidae
Exons: 1
Source: RefSeq, a predicted model, not a curated record
AGCGAGUUGAGGGACGAGCUAUGGUUCAUCGAAUUUGGCCGCGGGGUGGCCUUGCCCCUGACACCGGAAGAGGCCCCUGCUGAUGGGGAGCCGGUUGUACCCUGCGCUCAAGGUCGCGUCGUUACUGAAUCAGCAAGACCGGCACAGCCGCACUUUGCCACGUGUUCAACGUAUCGCAGACAUUUGACACAUUCGAACGGAACACAAACCUCCAGAGGAACAACCGCGUCAGUUGAUCAGGGUAAGGGUGCCAUUUCAAAAAAAUCGGUACCACAAAGUCCAGCAUUGAGGCCCGAGGACCUUGGCGUUACGCCAUGGUACUUUGAAGACUAUUCAACGGACUCACUACCUGGUCCUGGCGAUCAGAGCUCGUACCCCUCACAAUCACAAAACGGGAGAGAUACCAUCAAGCCGGAAUUAGCUUCUACAAGAAACAGCAGUAUGGAAAACGAUCAGUCAAGACCAUCGUCAACAUUGCCUAGAAAAGCGUGUAUGGACAUUAGAGAUGCAAUUGCUCUUUUAGAUGAGACUUGUCCCAAUCCAGAAGCCAGUCCUUCACUCACCCCACGUACUCCCUUGACCCCAUAUCCAAGAAAUAAGCGCGCUCGAUCUAAAAGUAGCGACAAUUCAUCAAACUACAGCAACGAUCGUCUCAGCGAGAGAUCCAUGGAGAACACCAAAGAGAAAGAGAAGAAAAGACCUUUCCUCCGAAAAAUUGGCAUUUCCAAAACGGAAGAUCGGCCAUUCCUCAGUAUUUUAGCACCAAAGAUCAUUGGCAAGCCAUAUUUGGAGAAAAUCGGACCAAGUAGAGCUGUGGAAAGACCCUUCUUGGACCACAUCGGUUCCUCCAGGACUUUAGAUAAAUUCACUUUCGAUACGCCGAGAAUAGAACGCAAGAAGCAAGAAUGUGCUGAACAAUCAUCAAAAAGUUUUGAAAAACAAGAACAUGUCGUGAAAUCCAGGGGAGACACCAAAAGCUUUCCCGAAAGAAGACGUUCUGGCAAGGCCUAUUUAUCAAAAAUGUAUUCCUUCGAGACGGAAGAUCUUGAUGAAGCCGCUCCUCUCAAGAGUCAUCGUGAUCCUCUUCGUGGAGCGUCUUUGAACGAUGUUCUCGACGCUGGACCCAGUAGUAUGUCACACAUAGAAACGCCUUCCAUUAAGGGUAAUUCAAAGCUAAAACCCCUGUCGACCAGCGCAGUGGAACUUGUCAAAUGUCGAGUUACCACAAGCGAGGAAAUCGUUUCAUCCACCACGUGCCUAAGUUCUCCGGCCGAAGUUACUUCAUGGGAAUACUCACCCAGACGUAAACACUGGGCCAAAAGGAUUACAUCAACGCCUAAAAUUCUAGCUCGCCGUCGACUAGAAAAUCCAGAUUCAAAAGAAAUUAUUCCAAGUGACGAGAGCACACCAAAUUCACCGACUAAACGGGCCAUUUCCUCAGUCUCUCCCGAACGACGCAACUUCAAACAAACUGAUGUUGGUUUCAUAAAAAAUCUCGAAUUUUCACCCUCAAAAACAAGACGACAAAUUUCAGAAGAUAUUCUCGAUAAGAAAAGUAACACCCAUACACAAAUCGAAAGAUGGGGCAUCUCAUCAGAUAAUCUCAAAAUGUCUCGAGAAACUGUCAUAAUAACACCUUCAUCAUCGUCUCUUAGACUUCAAAAUCAAGAAUGCAAAUCUUCCCUUGAACUUCCAACUGAAUCCCUUCAGGAUUCAACACAAACGGAAUUUUUAGGUAAAGAAAAUUUCAAACAAUUACAUGAUAAAUUCGAAUUACAGGAGAUACCCACCGAAACCUAUGUGGAAUUUAAACAACGCACCAAAGGUCAUUUUCCUGCGUCAGCUAUGCUUCGUAAAGUUAUUGCUCACGAGAAAACUAUAUCACCAACGUACGAUGUUAGCGAUUCUCUAAAAGGCGAUAAAAACCGUUUCGAAUGUUUGGAGAGAAACAAAAUUGACACCGAAAGAAAUAAAAUCGAAUCCUCCGAUAAGAUACGAGAUCUGGAGAAAUCGAAAAGUUCUGAUGACAAGGAAUUGGAAAAAGGAGUUGAAGAAAAACCAAAGCUCCAAGUACGAAGAGGAACAGUGAGAUCCGUAUUGAGAAAACAAGAGGGAGUGGAUCAUCAAAGUGAUCAUGAAUCUGAUACAAAUACUUCCUUUAAACGAACUAAGCCAAAAAUUCCACAUGAACCGUCUCAAGAGACAAUGGAUCUUUUAACAGAAUUGAGAAAAGUUAAAAGUCUCCUAAAAACUCCCUCAACGGAAAAAGAUUAUGAUCUUGAGAAACUGAAGGAUGUAACAAAAAUUCCCAAGAAAAUUCUCUUAACAGAUAAAGAAUUUUGUCUCUCGAUCGAACGGGAGAAUAGUAUUCGAAGACCGUCGCGACUAAAUUCCGAAGUUAUGGAUCAAUUUUCCCUCGAGAAAAAGAAAAAGGAAAACUCGCUAGAUGAAAAACAUUCUGCACUCUUUGAAAAAAGAUGUCUAUCACUUGAUUUUGCUGAUGAUGAAAAAUCUCAUAAACCCAGUACUCGUGCAAUUUCACUAGCUUCAACUAAAAGUCUUCUUUCCGAUACUGAAGAAGUUGAGAAUCUCGAUUCAAAAAGCAGUUGUUCUGAAGUUUUCAAUACUCCCGAUGAACAUGAUAAAAAAACCAAUAAUAUAUUCGUAACAGAGUCAAAAUUAAAAUCAAAUCAUUGUUUAGAGGUGGAUGCUGGUAAUUCUUUGGAAUUAAAAUCAAGUCCAAAGAAAAAAUUACCACCUCAGGGUCGUACGAGUGAUGCCUAUGAAAUUAUUUCACCAAGAACAACGCCGUUUCGAAUGAAAAAACGUUUGGGUCGAAUAUCCGUAGAAGAUUCAUUGAAACAGGAAAGUUUCACGUUAGAUAAAACGGAUUGCAAAUCGAUUAUCGUACAGAAAAAAACCAAGUGCUUCCCCUUAUAACGUUAACGCACAAGGCGAAGGCUAAGUUUUAACUGCGGCUUUCAAUUAUAAUCGUUUGUUCCGUGAUUUAUAUUGUGACUCGAUCAAUCGACUGAUCAGCGAUAUAUACACAUAUAUAUAACGAACUCUGAAAAGACCAACUGAUCUGGUUAUCUUUACGGAACAAGCUUUUGGACCACUUUUCUAUUUAUGUAGUGUAAAGAAAGUCACGACAUUUUGGCACAAGAUUCUAAAAUUAAACCCCCCAAGAGUCGAGUUUCAUCUCUAACAUUUAUUUGUGAAAAGUUUCUUUUGAAUUUUUUAUAGAAAGAUAUACGAAUCAUCAUUCGCUAUAUUAAUUGGUCAAUUUACUCUUUUGAGAUGUGUGUUUUUUUUGGUAAUGAAAUUUUUGAAAUAAAAUAGAACAGAAACAAAAAAAUGUCGAAAAAAAGGAAACAAAUUUUUAAUGCACUAAAUAAAUUAAAAAAUUGUUUCUUAAAUUAAAAAAAAUGACAACUAAUUUUUAGAAAAAAAGAUUGUCUUUUAAUAGACAUUUUUUUAAAAGUCAAAUUUUUUUGUCACUCUAAAGAAACUGACCGAUUUUUAUAAAAAUGAUUCAAUUACACGCUGCAUUGUAGCUGUCAAAAGAAAUGUAAUCCUUUGCCAAAUGCAAUCGACACCUGUCCAUCUAGAAAUUAAAUCGUCUUUCCUGGUUUUUGUUGCUGGAUCUUCAAUCGCUCAAAUUAAUUUUCAGUAAAAACUAAAUCGAUUAUUUAUUUUGUUAUUUGUUUUAUUAUUUAUUUAGAAUUUAUACGAUUCUUUGAUUCAAAAAACAAAUUCUCUUUUCGAAAAAAAGUAAUUUUAUAGAAUUGAGGAAAAAAAUAUAAAUUGUUUAAAUUACAAAAUAAUUUUAAGAGUCUUUAACAACACUGACAUUUAAAAAAACUCUGAAAUUAUUUAAAAAUAAAUUAGGUCAAUUUUUUAUUUGGUUUCAAAAAAAAGAAUUUAUUUGAGAGAUUGAAGUCAGCAAUAUAAAUCUUUCUGUCGUGCAGUGCCUUGUUCGUGGAUAAAUUCAUUUAAAAAAUAGAUUUUAUAGGUGAUGUCAAAUUCAGAUAUAUUGAAAAGAGUGUAGUUAAAAAAAAUUAUGAGGUUACGUUUUCUUGGUUUAACGUACAUAUUUUUUUUGUAAAACAAAUGAAAUAACAAUGUAAUCAGAAAUGAAAAUAUAAAUUAACAAAUGAAAUUAUAUAAAAUAAUAAAAAAUGAAAUUAUUAAAUAAUUAAAAAUGAAAUUAUAUAAAAAUAAUUAUAAAUUAAAUGAUGUAAAAUACACUUAAAAAAUUAUAAAAAUAAAAUCAUAAAUAUAAUAAAGGAGUUUUUUUGUUAAAGUUUUUGCAAUUAUUUAUAGUAAAGUUGACUAAAUGACUAAUUUAUAGAUAAUGUUACUUAAUAAAAAUACAAAAAAAAACUAAACAAAUUUCAAGGAAUAUUCCAUCCAAUAUGUGAAAAAAAAUUAAUGAAAUUAUUUUGCAGAAAUUUCGAAACGUAACUAUGUAGUGAAUGAUGUUUAAAAAGCGAAUAUAAAAAGUUAUUAAUAUAAAUUAUUGCACUGUAUUAUAUUCUAAUAAUUAAUAUUUAUUGAAAUAUAAUAAAAUAUUUACACGAACUGAGAGAACUACGAUCUUAAUUUUUUCAUAAUUUUCCAUAACAUUAAUAAAUAAAAUCUCAAACCAAAAAAAAGAAUCAAAGCAAAAGUUUUCGAAUUUUUUUCAUAUUCGCUUUUAAAUUUGAACUGAACUAAAAAUUUAUCCUCGAAACAAACGAAUGUAAAAUUAUCUGCCAUUUAUUAAAAUUUAAAUUCAAUUUUUAAAUUCAAAUUUUAAGAGUGUGAAUUUUUGGUCCAGCUUUAUAUAAAUAUUCCGUGAAUGGUUAAAAUGUGGGAAAAUUAUGUUUUCUCGUUGAAUUUUUUUUAGAGCUAGGCAAAAAAAAGUCAACGCACUCGACACACUAUAUAAGAGGAAAGUAAAUGUAUAUGUGUAGACAAAAAUUAAUACCAUUGAAAAAAAACUAAAAUUUAUACAUAACCAAAAAAUAGAAAAAAAAUUGUGUAUAUAUAGAUAUUGAGUUUGCGAGUGCACGGCACUUUCACGAAAAAAAGGUGCGCAAUAGUAAAAAAAAAGUGCACUGGCAUCAACACUUAUUAGAUGACGAGAUGUGCCAAAGAAAGAUACGACUUAUUGUUCGUUACAAUGUUACUUUUAUAUUCAUAUAUAGAUGUAUAUAUAAAUAUAAUAUAUUAUAUAAAAAAUUAUAUUAUACAUAUAUACAAAAUUAAAAAAAAAGAUAUAUUAUAUAAAUAAAAAUUAUAAUUGAAUUUGUGAAUGCACGUGCAACGAGGUCGUCUGUUCAUCCGUAUAAAAUGUUACGUAAUAUAGCGUUCGAAAAAACGUGUAUAAAAUUUGUAAAUGUGUAAACGUAAACAAAUGCAAACUGCACAUACAUGUAUAGAAGUCACGUGACCCCCACACAAUUUUACUACUACCACGUGCAUUGGAUCGUAAAUUCAUCCUUUGGUCUCGUACAUCUUAUUUUCUGGACCAUAUAUCUGUAUUUUAUAGGUUUUCCGUCUUUUCGUAAAUGUACACGUAUUAUUGAGAAAGAUUUGAUUGGAUUAUUCAUAAAUUUCAAACGAUUUUUUUUUAUUCCCGUGCACCAACUUCAUACAGAGUUUGAAAAACUACUUUCAAACAAAUCACAGUUUGAUAUAAAUUAUAUAAAUUUGUUUUAAAUCUCAUUUUUCUUUCAGAAACAAAAUUUUUAUGAUGAAAAAUUACUAUUUUUUGUUGCAGUAAAAAUUUUGCUGUAGUUUUAUGAAAUUUCCUUUGUCAGUAAAAUAAUGUUUAUUAAUUUUAUUUACAAACAUUAUUUUAUUUCCAUAGAAAUAAUUUAAUUUUUAAUUUAAUUUAUUUAUUGGAGUAAAAAAUGUAAUUGUUAUAAUUGAAAUAAAUUUUAAUUAAUAACAAUUAUGCAAAAUAGAGAAUAAAUAAUUUUUUCAAAUCUUUUCCCUCAAUAAACGUGGAAAAAAAAUGACAAGACAGGGUUUGUGCUUUAAAAUUGGACGAUGCAUAUACUACUUGAAAACAAAAUGUAAGCUUCAUCUCGAAACAGAUAUCCGUCCAUCACACUUCGACUGGUCCAUUGUCCAACCUCAAUUUAAUAAAUUACACCUUUCCCAAUAUAUAUCCGAAACAUAGACUCAUAUUUAUCAAAUUUAUAGUUUCUAGUAUUUUUCAAUACAUUUCUAUAAAUAAAUUUAAUAUACACAUUUUUCUAAAAUUUAUUACCUACUUUUGAACGAGAGGAAACUUUAUAUAUAAAAAUAAAAAUAGUAAAACACUUUUUAAUGAAAAUCCAUCUUUUUCAAAUCGGAAAAUAAUAAAAAAAAAUUUUAAAUAGCUGCAAUUUUUUAUAAAACAAACUCAUAAAAUUAUAUACAAAAAACUUGAAUAUAUAAUUACAUUGUUAAAAUUUUUAAUCGAGACUUAUAAUUAUUAAAAAAAUGUAAAUAUGAGUCUAUUGGGAUUUUUAUUUGAAAGGUUAUUAAAAAACCAAGCGAAAUGUUAUACACAGCCACAAAUAAGGCUAGUUGUAUUAUUAAUAAAAUUAGGUAGUGAAACUAUAUAAUAUUUGUACUUGAAACAAUAUUAGCAAUUUUUGUUCUCGCAGGCGAGAUUUUAAUAAACUUUUUCGUCUGUGUACGAUUUUGCUGCAGUGAUUAUGUAAGUGUUAAUAUUUGAAGAUUUUUAUUCGAACAGAAGGAAAAAAAUGGUUAAUAAAAAAACUUCGUUAUCUACGCUCUGGAAAACGUGAGAAUUGAAAGUAUAUAUAUAUAUUAUAUUGUGAAAAAAAAGCACGAGGAAAAGAAUCGAAAGUACGAAAGAGAAAUGAAGAAUAAAAAGCUUUAUUUGAAAGUGUCUUUUGAAAAAGGAGCAAUUUUUCUAGUUUAAUGAAAAAUUCUCAAAGCAUUGAAAGUUUCCAAGAAUAUUGUCAAAUGGAUAAUUUUUUCUUUUCCUAUAAAGACAUUUUAUUGUAUAUUUUUAUUUAUAUAGAAAUGUAUUUUCUUUUUAUAUAAUAUAUUAUUUGUGAAAUUGCCCAUUGAUUAUAAAAGUAUUCGCGCACGAUAAAAUAUAUUUGAGCUGACAAUAAAUUAUUUAUAAAAAAGCAAUUAUUUUUAACAAAGGAAAUAUUUUGUUUUUUUUAGUUGUUUAAAAUUAUUAAUAGCUCUUUUUGAGAAUAACAGACUAUUCAAUGGGCUUUCAAAAACAAUUAUUGUCUUAUAUAUUGUAAUAUAUAAUAUAUUUGUACAUUAUAUUUGUCUUUGACAGCUGGUCAUUGUUCACCAGCUGUCUUUUGUCAGCGUGUAUUGAAUACACGCUAAAGUAUUGUGCUUAUGUAAUUAUUAUAAAAAUGUUUAUUGUAAAAAUUACGGAUGCGAGAUAAAAAAAAAACAAAAAAAGAAUUUUAGAAUCAAAGCAUUGUUUGCAAAGUGUAAAAAGCAGAGAAGAAAUUGAGCAAUUUACAUCAAUUUAUUAAAAAAUACAAAUGAAAUAUUUAAAAUUAUGUUUAUGUAGAUAAAAAAUAUUAAUUUUUUCUUAAUUUAAUUUAAAAUUAAUUAAAUCAAAUUAAUUUUUUAACUACAAUUUUUAAAAGUAAAAUUUAAAAAUUGAUAAUUUCUCAAAUUUUCUAGUCAUUUUAUUUAUUAUUUAUUUUAUCUGUAAUUUAUUUAAAUUUUUACUGAUUUUAAGGGUCAAAUGUUUCACCCACUAGCCUACAAAAAAAAAUAGUCAACCACUUUCUAUUCAAACAAAAGGAAAAUGUUUAGAAAAUUUUAUUACAGUCUAGAAAAUAAAAUAUUUUCAAGAUUAUAAUAAAUUAUUUUUCGAGAAAAGCAUGAAUUCCUGAGAGGUACCAUAUUAAAAUAUUAUUUCAGUAUUAAGAAAUUAAAAAUCCUUUAAAGUUGUCAAUAUUUUAAAAAAUUGAAUAUUAAUUCAUUAAUUAAUUUCGUUCAAUUUUCAAUUUUUUUGAAAUAUAUAAAAAAUUCUAAAAUCCCCUUUUUUCCGAAAAUCUUUAUAUAUAUGUUAAUAAAAAUUAUUCUCGCUUCUUUUUGAAAAAAAAUCUAUCUCAAUUGAUGAUGAUCCGUACUACCGUAAUUAAAAAAUGUUGUAUAGUAAAAAUUGAGAGUUUAAUAUUUUUGUUUUCGCAUCACGUUGAACGUGUUGCGCUGGUAUAUAAUGUAUGUAAGUAUGAGUAUGUGUGCUAAGAAUGUAAUUUUAUGUAAUAUUAAAAAAAGUGUUUCAUGUGGAUUAGAAAAAAAAUAUCUGCGUUUUAAAUUUAAUACCCUUUCUUUUUUAUUUUCGAGCAUUAUUCCAAACAAAAAUGAAAUUAUAUAAGAAUAGUGUCGUCCAUAUAGUAAAUGUAAAUAUUUCACAUCUCUCUCAUUCGAAGUUCGCUUUUUAGAGAGAAAUAUAUAAGUAUUUUUCACUAAUUGUAAAACUUUGAUUAUUGAAUAAAUCGAUUAUAAAUAACUCAAAUGAACUAAAAAAUGUAAUUAAUUAUGAAUUUUCUCCUAAAGUAUUCAAAUUAUUUGAUAAAUAUAUGUAUUAUUUUUUAAUAUAUUUUCGAUAUUGUCUAAUAUUGUUCAAAAAAAUGAAAAAAAAUUUCUGAUGUCAAUAUUAUUCAAUAUAUAAUAAAAUAUAUGAAUUUUAUAAUUUCAAUUUAGUUUUGUUUAAAAAAUAUGCUUACAAAGAAUGGAUAAAAAAGAAAUUGUUAUAUGUGUGUGGUAUAAUUUAAUUAAAAAGAAUAUUUGUGCGUUAAAAACAAGAUACGAAUUUAUUGUAAAAAAAAACUUGAAAUUGGUGCUGAAAGUGAUUUACGAUUGUAAAUUAUGAUCGAUGCUUGUAUUUGAUUAGAAUAUAAUCAUCAACUUUUAUGUUGUUUUGAAAAACAGUGUGAUAUAAAACUAUCGAAAAAAAUUUGGUGCGUUCUUGUAAAUAAUAAAUAGGUUAUACGUUGUA